AUGGCUCGUUUCCUCGAGCCCGUCACAGAACGCCUUGAGUCCGACUCUGGUCUAGAUAUGCUAGAAGGGUUUACCCCAACGAUCUUUGAAGACCCCUCAUUUGAUGGCAUGACGACCGCUAUUCUCCGCGCCCAUUUCAAGAAGUGGGCUACGACUGCACCGCUACAGGAACAGGGUGUCGAUACAUGCGGAGAGUCAGGCCGCCACUUAUUCUUCGUUAUGGUUGAUCAGGAGGCGCUGGAAUCUGUCUUGAAUUCGGACCCGGAUGAUAUUGGGAACACUGGGUUUGUUCGUCUGGUUGAUGGAGAAUGGGAGCCGGAUGUAGAUGAAGAUAGCAAUGAGUCAGUAGAUCUGGACGAAGAGCUUGAGUCCUUGGAGGGAUGCAUGCAGGAUGAUGUUGGUUAA
Messenger RNA from Penicillium concentricum, 405 nucleotides. RefSeq lists its product as uncharacterized. Bases 1 to 405 code for a protein of 134 amino acids. Lineage: Eukaryota; Fungi; Ascomycota; Eurotiomycetes; Eurotiales; Aspergillaceae. The record is from RefSeq and is a predicted model, not a curated record. The transcript has a single exon.